This is a messenger RNA of Malania oleifera, 3370 nucleotides long. RefSeq lists its product as uncharacterized. Lineage: Eukaryota; Viridiplantae; Streptophyta; Magnoliopsida; Santalales; Ximeniaceae. Bases 787 to 3285 code for a protein of 832 amino acids. Gene Ontology annotation, biological process: activation of GTPase activity. The transcript is spliced from 5 exons. The record is from RefSeq and is a predicted model, not a curated record. Gene Ontology annotation, molecular function: GTPase activator activity.
ACAUAAGUAUAGUUUUCACUUGGCACAUUUUAUUUUAUAUAAAAAAUAACAAUAAAAAAGAGCCCUCCCUCUCUCUCUCUCUCUCUCUCUCUCUCUCUUCUAUCCUCUUCUCUUCUCUUCUCUCUCUCAUCAGCCAGAACACAUUGAUAGGGGCAAGUUUCUGGUAGAGCAAGGCAGCGCUUGGAGGCUGAAUUGGUGUUUGUUUUUUCAUACAGAAAGAGGACAGCUCACCUUCCCUUCCAACAGGUCCCAAUUAGCUUUUCUCCUUCUCACUUCUCACCAACAAAAAACAAACUUUUUAUUCCCUUCUCUCUCUCCCCCUCCUCUUCUCUUUCUCUCUCUGUCUGUGGGAAAGUAGAGAGGAAAGAAAAUCAAUUUGAAGUGGAGAUCAUGGAGAUCUCUCUGAUCUCUCCAGCGGUAAGAGGGACGCAAGUUUCUCCCUGCCUCCACAAAUUUUUCCUUUUAUUUCUCCUCCAUUCGUACCUGUAAAUUCAGCUUCCAACCCCGACUUUCUGCCUCCCAAACCUCUCCUUCUCCCUGUAAACCGCUUUUUGUUUUGGUUUUUUUUUUUUUUCCCUGUAGUUAUUGGAAAUAAAUUCCCAGUAAUCCCUUUCAGUUCCACCAAAAUUUCCCAAUAUCAGAAAACCCUUUCCCUAUAAUACAGUUAAAUUCACCUUCUUUUUAGAAUUUCUGCACAAAUUUUUAUAGCUGUUGUACAGAUCAGUGUAUUAUUUGUAUUUUGUUGAGUUUUGGGCAAUUGGGUCUCCGAAGAAUCGCCCGACACCCAUGUCGCCUGUCUGGGUUGAGCCAACAUUGCCGGAAUCAUCGUUGGCGGCGUCUUCGAAGCCUGAAUGUGAAUCGCCAAGAUCCGUUGGCGAGGAUCGGCGUUUUGUUCAUCUCAGAGGCGUACAGUGGAGAAUAAAUCUUGGGAUUUUGCCAUCUUCUUCGUCUUCAAUCGAUGAUCUUCGCCGGGUGACGGCUGAUUCUAGGAGGAGAUAUGCUGGUUUGAGAAGGCGUCUCUUAGUUGAUCCUCACCUUCCCAAGGAUGGAAGUAAUUCUCCUGGUCUUGUCAUGGACAAUCCACUUUCACAAAACCCAGAUAGCAUGUGGGGUCGCUUCUUUCGAAAUGCUGAGCUGGAGAAAAUGGUUGACCAGGAUUUGUCACGUCUAUAUCCAGAGCAUGAGAGCUACUUUCAGACGCUGGGAUGCCAAGGCAUGCUAAGACGAAUAUUGUUAUUAUGGUGUCUUAAACAUCCAGUGUAUGGGUACAGACAAGGAAUGCAUGAACUCUUAGCUCCUCUCUUAUAUGUUCUUCAUAUGGACGUGGAGCGUCUUUCUGAAGUUCGAAAGCUUUAUGAAGACCAUUUUACUGAUAAAUUUGAUGGUCUGUCAUUUAACGAAAGUGAUAUGAUAUACAAGUUUGAUUUGAAGAAGUUCCCAGAUUCCAUGGAAGAUGAGAUUGCGUCACAUGGAAACAUGACGAAAGUCAGCAGUCUGAAUGAGCUUGAUCCUGAGAUACAAUCCAUUGUUUUGCUAAGUGAUGCUUAUGGUGCAGAAGGUGAACUGGGUAUUGUACUAUCAGAAAAAUUUAUGGAACAUGAUGCUUAUUGCAUGUUUGAUGCUUUGAUGAGUGGGGCUCAUGGCGCUGUUGCUAUGGCAGACUUUUUCUCUCCCUCCCCUGCUGGUGGGUCUCACACCGGCUUACCUCCUGUGAUUGAAGCUUCUUCUGCAUUAUACCAUUUGCUUUCUAUUGUUGAUGCAUCUCUUCAUAGCCAUCUUGUUGAGCUUGGGGUCGAACCUCAGUACUUUGCCCUGCGUUGGUUACGGGUUUUAUUUGGACGUGAAUUUUCACUCGAAGGCCUUUUGAUAAUAUGGGAUGAGAUAUUCGCGUCGGACAAUGGUCAAUUAAGUAAAGCCCCUGAAGAAGAUGUGGCAGCUUUUGGGGUCCUUAGUUCACCUCGAGGGGCAUUCAUCUCUGCUAUGGCAGUUUCCAUGUUACUUCAUUUGAGAUCUUCCCUGCUUGCUACUGAGAAUGCAACUUCUUGUCUUCAAAGAUUGCUGAAUUUUCCAGGGAAUGUAGAUCUGAAAAAACUUAUUGAGAAGGCGAGAUCUUUGCAAGCCGUUGCUUUGGAUGCAAAUGUCUCAUCUCCUUUCCCUUCAACAAGUGCGGCUUAUGAGCGAAGUAGAUCGGUGCCUUUGAGAGCUAAUAGCCUUUCAUCUGAUUCUGUAUCACCUAAAACUCCACAAAGUUCGGUACCUGAAAGUUACUGGGAAGAGCAGUGGAGGGUUUUGCACAAGGCAGAAGAACUUAGGCACAGUGGCUCAGGAAAACAAGAUCCGACCCGGAAAAAAGGAUGGUCAGAAAAGGUAAGAUUGAGCUUAUCGAGAGCAGAAUCUGAUCCAUCUCCAGCUAAAGUUGACAGUGGCAGAAAGGAUCCCAGGUUAUCUACCAGGCGAAGUUUGCUAGACGAUUUGUCACGUGAACUUGGCCUGGAGAAAGAUAUUGAGAAAACAAGCUCUAAUGAAGUUUCAGGCCCGAAAGGCCCACUCCAUGUGGAAGUUGACAGGGACGAAAAAGGUGGUAGAAAUCAGAACUUUAAUUUUACAGCUGAGGAAAGAUGUUUGAGUGGUAAUACUGGUAGUGAAGAAAAUUCCUCUAUUUUCUCAUCCCCAACAAGUCCUUUUAGCAGAGUUAAUGAUCACGAUUCAGAGAAAAGUAGUGUUGCAUCAAAUUUAUCCCUGGAUGAAAAUGAUUAUGAAUCUAACAAUGUGGAGUCAUUGCAAACUACCACUGAUGAUUCACCGCUUCCGGUCUCAGAUCCCCCUGAGAAUGCCCUUCCAGAAUUUGAAUUUAAAAAUGAUUCUACCGGAAAACCCAUAAAUGGAUUGAAAGAACGGAAGCUCCUUCCAGGUAAAUUGCAGUGGCUUUGGAAGUUUGGGCGGAAUGCUGCUGGUGAAGGGACAUCAGAGAAAGGAGGUGCCCCUGGGGUCACAAAAUCUACCAAUGGCAGCAGUGCAUGCUCUGUAACUGAUAGGACUGAUCUUUCUUCUUUGAGCACUAAAGGAGAUGCUAUUGAUCAGAAUGUGAUGGUUGCUCUAAGGAAUCUUGGACAGUCAAUGGUUGAAAAUAUUCAGGUGAUCGAGACGGCUUUCCAGCAAGAUCGGGGUCAGGUGGGAACCUUGGAGAACUUGUCUAAAAAUGUACUGGUUGGCAAAGGACAAGUUACAGCCAUGGCUGCUCUGAAGGAACUUCGAAAAAUCAGCAACCUUUUGUCAGAGAUGUGAAGGACUUCAAUGAUGUUAACCUGUAUAUACAUUUUGUAUUUAUAUUUCUUUGAUGUGCCAAAAUAAAGUGAGUUUCUUGGGCCUA